AUGGAGCUCCGAACUGUCAUCUUCUUCCUAGUACUCUACGUCGGUAUCCGCCUCUACCAAACCCGCCGCAACUCCUCCGCGCCCAUCAUGUCUCACGGAAAGGUCGUCAACAUCGACAACGAUGUCAUCUUCAAGGCCCUCACUUCCUCCGGCCCCACUGUUAUCGACUUCUACGCGACCUGGUGUGGUCCCUGCAAGGCUGUUGCGCCUAAGAUUGGCGAGCUGAGCGAGAAGUACACCAAUGUGCGCUUCGUUCAGGUUGAUGUUGAUAAGAUGCGCGGCGUUGCGCAACAGUACAAUGUUACUGCUAUGCCUACCUUUGUGUUCCUGAAGGAUGGCCAGGAGCUUGCUGAGAAGCGGGUUCGGGGUGCUGAUAUUCGGGCUUUGGAGGCUGGUAUUCAGGCUAUUUCUGCUUAG
Molecule: messenger RNA, 417 nt
Organism: Penicillium pulvis
Lineage: Eukaryota; Fungi; Ascomycota; Eurotiomycetes; Eurotiales; Aspergillaceae
Product: thioredoxin family protein
Exons: 3
Coding region: 1-417 (138 amino acids)
Source: RefSeq, a predicted model, not a curated record